This is a messenger RNA of Pezoporus occidentalis (night parrot), 1615 nucleotides long. RefSeq names its product interferon regulatory factor 6 (gene IRF6). The record is from RefSeq and is a predicted model, not a curated record. Lineage: Eukaryota; Metazoa; Chordata; Aves; Psittaciformes; Psittacidae. The transcript is spliced from 8 exons. Gene Ontology annotation, cellular component: nucleus. The coding region runs from base 121 to 1503 and encodes 460 amino acids. Gene Ontology annotation, molecular function: protein binding; DNA-binding transcription factor activity, RNA polymerase II-specific; RNA polymerase II cis-regulatory region sequence-specific DNA binding. Gene Ontology annotation, biological process: immune system process; regulation of transcription by RNA polymerase II.
AAGCAUUGCUCUUAGGAAAAAACCCUAAACAUUAAGUCAACAUCACUUGAUUCCUAGCAGGAGUGUGGGCAGACUUGCAGUUCAUGUCCUUCUGGAUAAACAUCCUGGUUACUGUAGACAAUGGCAUUACACCCACGAAGAGUCCGCUUGAAGCCAUGGCUGGUGGCCCAGGUAGAUAGCGGGAUGUAUCCCGGCCUCAUCUGGCUAAACCGAGAGGCGAAGCGGUUUCAGAUCCCCUGGAAGCACGCAACUCGGCACAGCCCGCAGCACGAGGAGGAGAACACCAUCUUCAAGGCAUGGGCUGUGGAAACAGGAAAGUACCAGGAAGGAGUCGACGAGCCUGACCCUGCAAAGUGGAAAGCCCAGCUCCGAUGUGCUCUUAACAAAAGCCGGGAAUUCAAUUUGAUGUACGAUGGCACCAAGGAGGUGCCCAUGAAUCCUAUUAAAAUUUAUGAAGUGUGCGAUAUCCCGCAAUCCCAGGGAUCAAUCAUUAAUCCAGGCUCCACUGGCUCAGCUCCGUGGGAUGAAAAGGAUAAUGAUCUUGACGAUGAAGAGGAGGAGGAAUUGAAUCAAUCUCAGCAUGUCCCUAUUCAAGAGACAUUUCCAUUUCUUAAUAUCAAUGAUUCUCCAAUGGCUCCAGCCAGUGCAGAAAACUGCAGCCCCGAAGCUGUGUGGCCAAAGAAUGAACCUCUAGACAUGGAAAUGCCCCCAACAGCACUGCAGCAUGACUUCUUCAGCAGCCCUGAGCUCUGGAUCAGCUCUCUACCAAUGACAGACCUAGAAAUCAAGUUUGAGUAUCGAGGGAAGGAGACCGGGCCGACGACGACUGUAAGCAACCCGCAGGGAUGCAGACUUUUCUAUGGAGAGCUGGGUCCUAUGCCAGACCAGGAAGAGCUCUUUGGGCCCAUUAGUUUGGAGCAAGUGAAGUUUCCAGGAACAGAGCAAAUCACCAAUGAAAGGCAGAAGAUCUUCACAAGUCGGUUGCUGGAUGUUAUGGACAGGGGACUGAUCCUGGAGGUCAGUGGCCAUGCCAUCUACGCUGUGCGGCUCUGCCAGUGCAAGGUGUACUGGUCUGGUCCCUGCGCGCCUUCUUCCACCACACCAAAUUUGAUUGAGAGGCAAAAGAAGGUCAAACUCUUCUGUCUGGAAACGUUCCUAAGCGAGCUGAUUGCCCAUCAGAAGGGACAAAUCGAGAAGCAGCCACCAUAUGAGAUCUACUUCUGUUUUGGAGAAGAAUGGCCUGAUGGAAAGCCCAGGGAGAGGAAGCUGAUUGUGGUUCAGGUCAUUCCUGUGGUGGCCCGGAUGAUCUAUGAGAUGUUUUCGGGUGACUUCACGCGCUCCUUUGACAGCGGCAGCGUGCGCCUGCAGAUCUCCACCCCUGACAUCAAGGACAACAUCGUGGCCCAUCUGAAGCAGCUCUACCGCCUGCUGCAGAACCACCAGGAGGGGUGGCCCAUGCAGGCGCCCGCCAUGCACAUGGCGCAGCCGCUGCCGGCGCAGUGACAGGUGCGUGGCUCGGCCCCGGGCUUGCUUUAUGUUGUACAUACAGAAAAAGUUAUUUCUUACCGAGUGCCUUGCCUAAAUCUGAAUAAAAUCAAUGUAAAUCUGGGCUUCU